Alosa alosa (allis shad) is the source of this 1527-nucleotide messenger RNA. It is a transcript of the gene casp3b, whose product is annotated as caspase 3, apoptosis-related cysteine peptidase b. Gene Ontology annotation, biological process: positive regulation of apoptotic process; erythrocyte differentiation; proteolysis. Gene Ontology annotation, cellular component: cytoplasm. The record is from RefSeq and is a predicted model, not a curated record. Bases 462 to 1175 code for a protein of 237 amino acids. Lineage: Eukaryota; Metazoa; Chordata; Actinopteri; Clupeiformes; Clupeidae. The transcript is spliced from 6 exons.
UUCACGGAUUGGGAUAAAUGCAGAGAACAAAUUUCCCUCACGGGAUCAAAAGAGUAUAUAUACUUACUUGAUGGUUACAAUUGGUUGUUUACUGAUUUGUGUCUAGUUGUGAUUAAAGAACUGCAUCAUUGCCAUGCCAUAGCAUUCCUGAAAAUACCCAUGGUGCAUUUGGUCUCUAACCUUUCCAGUGCUCUCACAGGGAUGGUGACCUUGAAAUAGAAAGCAUGCAAGUUUUCAUAGUGCACUUUUUUGGAUGUAUGAAGUUCAUACAUGUAGCCUAUUCUGCAGGUUAAUCUUCGUUGGGAGCAUGAUUGUAAAGAGGAAUGUGUUUAUUUGUAUGUAUUAGUCCACAGUGACACCGUAUUUCAGUUGUACAACUCUCAAGCCCAGAUAAGCCCUCAGGCCCUACAGGGAAGUCACAGGUUGCUGCUAAGCCUCCAGCUGAUGUCUACCGUUACAACAUGAAUUACCCGUCCAUGGGCCAGUGUGUCAUCAUCAACAACAAGAACUUUGACAAAAAGACGGGCAUGAACAUGCGGAAUGGGACUGACGUGGAUGCAGGAAAUAUGAUGAAGGUCUUUAAACAGCUUGGCUAUGAAGUCAUCUUCAAAAAUGACCUCUCCGUAAGAGACAUCAAGACAUUAUUAUACAAUGUGUCCCAGGAGGACCACAGCAAGUCCGCCUCCCUUGUGUGUGUCCUGCUGAGCCAUGGGGAUGAUGGGGUACUGUACGGGACCGAUGGCCCCGUGCCCCUCAAGGACCUCACCAGCCUCUUCAGGGGAGACCGGUGCCGCUCACUGGCUGGGAAGCCAAAGCUCUUCUUCAUCCAGGCAUGUCGGGGCACAGACCUGGAUAGUGGCAUUGAGACAGACAGUGUGGCCGAAGAAGGAUCCACAGAGAGGAUACCCGUGGAGGCAGACUUCCUCUACGCAUACUCCACUGUACCAGGCUAUUACUCCUGGAGAAACACCUCAAAUGGGUCAUGGUUCAUUCAGUCUGUGUGUGACAUGCUUGCCAGGUUUGGCCGAGAGCUGGAACUCAUGCAGGUCAUGACACGGGUGAACCACAAAGUGGCGCUGGAGUUCGAGUCAUGUUCCAAUCUCCCGGAAUACAAUGCCAAGCAACAGAUUCCUUGCCUUGUGUCCAUGCUGACCAAAGAACUGUACUUCCCCUAGCGAUGUGACCGAGGCAGAUUACCAUGGGAUUACCAUGGGGCUACUCUUUAUUGACAUGCUGAAGAAUGUGUUCACAGAAUACAGGUGUUAAACAAAUGAACAAUGACUGUUAAAAAAAUGAAUAUAAGAAUUAAUGUUGCACAAUGGUAUACAACUGUUUCAAAUCAAAACAGUUAGACAAUUCAGCUGGAAAUGAUAUAAAAAUAAGAAUUGGAAGACUAUACUUGAAAUAAGUCAAGCAGGGAGUUUAUCAGUUUUUAUGACCACCGCGCAGCGACGCGUAUGACACAUACUCACACAGUAGACAUAUAUACGCAUGCAUGCACAUGCACACACACACACAGGCACAUAA